Messenger RNA from Schistocerca americana (American grasshopper), 7383 nucleotides. RefSeq names its product collagen alpha-1(III) chain-like. The record is from RefSeq and is a predicted model, not a curated record. The coding region runs from base 13 to 5313 and encodes 1766 amino acids. The transcript has 8 exons. Lineage: Eukaryota; Metazoa; Arthropoda; Insecta; Orthoptera; Acrididae.
CGCCGGCACGCCAUGGCGCCGACACCCCUGCUGCUGCCGCUGCUGCUGCUGCUGCUGCUGGCGCGCGCCGCCCACCCGCACGAGCGGCUGGAGGGCGUGCUGUACUACGCGCGGCCACCGGCCUCGCCCCGCGCUGUCGCCACGCGGUCGCUGUUCGACUACGACAGGAAGCUGGUGGCGUACCGCGAUGUUCCGGCGGGCCGCUGCUACCUACACCGCCUGGGAGGCCGGCACCCCGUCGCACCCACAGAUCCGGCGGACCGGUUUUUCUUCGUACCCCACUGGCAACUCAGCAAGAUGCAGGCGCUGUCGUUCGCCGGGCCGCGGCUAUACGACUUCUGCGCGGGGCUGCGCGUGUUCGUAGUGCGCGCGGCCCGGCGCGGCAACUCGCUGCCGCCGGCGGCCGGCAAGCAGUCCCUGGACGCCGCGCUGGCGCUGGACCUGCGGCCCCCACACGGCCGCGCCAGGAGGCAGGCGCCGCAGCAGCCGCCGCGCCGCCACCGCGGCCAGACCCAGUCGCAGUACCUGCACACCAACGGCGGGCAGGGCGACGGCCGCGCCGAGGCCGAGUCCAAGCCCGACCUGUCCAGGGCCUUCGUCGGUGGAAGCAGCGGCAUGGGUCAGGCCCAGAGCCAGUCUGGCACCGGCGAUUGUGCAGACUGCUUCCCUCUCGGUGGCGGCUAUCCAGGGCUCUUCCCUCCACAGCCACAAAUACUGCGCCCAGGAGAACCCAUACCAGGUGAACCAGGAGUACCAGGAUACCCACCAGGCGUCAGACCAGGUGAAGGUGUACCUGGAUACCCACCAGGAGUUCGACCAGGAGAAGUCGUACCAGGUGUACCUGGAUAUCCUCCAGGAGUACGACCAGGAGUUCAGCCAGGAGCACCAGGAUACCCACCAGGGAUUCGUCCAGGAGAAGGUGUACCUGGAUAUCCACCAGGAGUCCGACCAGGAGAAGCUGUACCAGGAUACCCACCAGGAGUUCGCCCAGGGGAAGCAGUACCAGGAGUACCUGGAUACCCACCAGGAAUUCGACCAGCAGAAGCUGUGCCAGGCCUUCGACCUGGAGAAGGCGUACCUGGGUACCCACCGGGAGUCCGACCAGGUGAAGCAGUACCAGGUGUACCAGGAUACCGACCAGGUGUUCGACCAGGGGCAGCUGUACCUAGUGUGCCUGGGUACCCACCAGGAGUUCGACCAGGGGAAGUAGUGCCAGGAAGGCCAGGAUACCCACCAGGUGCCAGACCAGGAGAAUAUGUUCCAGGUAUACCUGGAUACCCACCAGGAGUACGACCAGAAGAAAUGGUGCCAGGUAGACCAGGAUACCCACCAGGGGCUCGGCCAGGAGAAAAAGUACCUGGAUACCCACCAGGCGUCCGACCGGGAGAAGCAGUACCAGGUGUACCUGGAUAUCCACCAGGACUUCGACCAGGAGAAACUGUGCCAGGUGCCGUGCCUGGGUACCCACCGGGACUCCGACCAGGAGAAGCUGUGCCAGGUGUGCCCGGAUACCCACCAGGCGUUCGACCGGGAGAAACUGUGCCAGGUGCCGUGCCAGGGUACCCACCGGGACUCCGACCAGGAGAAGCUGUGCCAGGUGUGCCCGGAUACCCACCAGGAGUUCGACCGGGAGAAACUGUGCCAGGUGCCGUGCCCGGGUACCCACCCGGACUCCGACCAGGAGAAGCUGUGCCAGGUGCACCUGGAUACCCACCAGGAGUCCGACCGGGAGAAGCUGUACCUGGAGUACCUGGCUACAUACCAGGAGCUCGACCAGGAGAAGCUGUACCAGGUGUGCCCGGUUAUCCACCAGGAAUCCGUCCAGGAGAGGCUGUUCCAGGUGUACCCGGGUAUCCUCCAGGAGUUCGACCAGGAGAAGGUGUACCUGGGUAUCCUCCAGGAGUUCGACCAGGAGAAGGUGUACCUGGGUAUCCUCCAGGAGUUCGACCAGGAGAAGGUGUUCCCGGAUAUCCACCAGGUGUCCGACCAGGAGAAGCUGUGCCAGGUGUACCAGGAGUGCCAGGAUAUAUCCCCGGAAUUCCAGGAGUGCCAGGAUAUCCGACUGGUCCCCCCAGACAGCCACCUUACCCACCAGGCGACAUAAUGCGGCCACCGGCAGUACCGGGCUAUCCUCCAGGAUAUCCAGGCACUGUUCCCGGAGAGAGGAUUCCGGGUGUUCCGGGAUUGAGGCCGGGAGCAGUUCCGUCACCACCAGGGGUACCCGAAGGCCGCCCAGGGAUGUAUCCGGGAGAAAUUGUGCCAGGGGUUCCGGGUGUAGCACCCGGAGUACCACCAGGCGUCUAUCCGGGAGUGCCCGGAAUCCCAGGUCAGCUACCGGGCUACCGUCCGGGAGAACCCAUUCCCGUCGGACCGGGAGAUUUCGGUUACCCUCCCGGAAUUCGACCUGGAAUUCCCGGCAUUCCCGGAAGAGUACCCGGUGUCCCUCCGGGAUACCCACCCGGUAUCCGGCCACCUCCCGCCGAGCGACCCGGCGUCCCACCUUAUCCUCCCGGUGAAGUACCGGGAGUACCCGGUUACCCGCCGGGUGUCCGACCGGGCGUCCCGGGAUACCCCGCUGCUCCGCGACCCGGAGAAGUACCGACCGGACCCGGCGUGCCGGGGUACCCACCCGGCGUCGCACCGGGACUCGUACCCGGCGUACCGGGUGUCCCCGGUUACCCUCCCGGAGUACCCGGUAUCCCUUCUUACGUUCCCGGCGUUCCAGGCGUUCCCGGAUACCCGCCCGGAGUACCGGGUGUCCCCGGAUACCCCCCCGGAGUGCCUCCGGGGGCGCCCGGCUACCCACCUGGAGUGUCUCCGGGCGCACCUGGUUACCCGCCCGGAGUGUACCCGGGUAUUCCCGCCGUUCCGGGCUAUCCCCCCGGCGUCGCCGUACCCGGUUACCCUCCGGGAGCGUACCCUCCGGGAGUGAGGCCGGGUGAAGUUCCGGGUGUCCCCGGCGCGCCCGGGUAUCCCCCGGGAGUCGUACCGGGAGAGCUGGCGCGCGUCCCCGGCUACCCGGGAGAGGCGGGAGGCGACGCUCAGGCCCAGACGACGGUGGACCGCAAGGAGAACGAGACGCGCGCGGCAGCGUCAGCACAGGGGGCGCUGGCGGGCGGCGCGGCGCAGGCGCAGGCGCAGGUGAGCGGCGCGGCCCGCGCCGGGGGCAGCUUCCAGGCGCAGGCGCAGACGGGAGACCGCGGCCGCGGCACCGGCGCCCAGGGGCAGGUGGAGGCGGCCGGCCAGGGCGCGCGCUCCACGGCGCAGGGCCGCGCGGGCCGCGGGCAGGCGCAGGCGCAGGUGCAGGUGGGGUCGUCGUCGGGCGCGACGGCGGCGCAGGCGCAGAGCGGCGGCUGGGGCCACGGCACGUCGUCGCAGGUGCAGGCGGGGCAGGCGGGCGGGCUGGCCGACGCGCAGGCGCGCGGCGCCGGCUCCACCAGCUCGCAGGCGCAGGUCGGCUUCUCGCCGCGCGGCGCCCAGGCCGGCGGCGGCAACGGCGGCGGACAGCGCUCGCCCUUCCUGGGCGGCGGCAGCGCCUCCGCGCAGACCGGCGCGCUCUCCGGCCAGAGCCAGACGCAGGUGCAGGGCUCGUUCCGCCAGGGACUGAGCUACUCUGGAGCCGCGCAAGCAGGAUCCAGUGCAGGGCAGGGGGCGGCGGUCGCCGGCGCCGGUGGCGGGGGCGGGGCUGUAGGCGGAGGCGGAGGCGGCGCGCCCGAGGAGCAGCGCUGGAGGCCAUUCGGCAGCGCCAUCGGCGGUGGACAGCUGCCUUUCGGAGGUGCAGCGGUGGGUAGUGACGCCGGGAGCGGAGCACUAGCUGGCGGCGGCGGUGGCGGAGGUGGCACUGGCUCGACUGGAGGCGCGAUGGGUGGCGGCGGCAGUGGCUUGAGCGGAGGCACCACGGGUGGAGGUGGCAUGGGAGGCAGUGGCUUCAACGGAGGCAGCAUGGGUGGAGGCGGUGGAAGAGUUGGAGCCGGCAUGGGUGGAGGCAGUGGAGGAGUUGGAGGCGGCGGAGGCGGUAUAGGUAGUGGUCUGGGAAUGCCGACCAGUAAUGGACGCGGAAGCGGCGCCGGCAUGGGUGCAGGAAACGGUAGGCACGCUGGCGGGGCGCACCUCGACACGAGCGGUGUGAGGGGUGCCGGUGGACACACGGUGGGGACUACUGGGGGCGGCGGGGGCGGCGGCGGUGGCAGCUACCGCUUCGGGACCUCUGCGCCGUCGGGGGCCGACUCUUCGUACAUGCCUCCUUCCGGUCGCGGUGGCUACUCCGGGCCCUCCGGCUCUGGUGGGAGCCACGCCAUGCCUCCCUCUGGUAGCGGGCACGCAAUGCCUCCUUCCGGCAGCGGACACGCCGUGCCUCCUUCCGGCAGCGGGCACGCCGUGCCUCCUUCGGGCGGUGGACACGCCGUACCUCCGUCUGGCGGCGGCCAGUCGAUGCCCCCUUCCGGCGGCGGCUUCCCCGAGUCGGGGGCCGGGGAGGGUAGCGACUACGACGGCUCCGGCGACUACGAGGACGAGGACGUGGCGUCGGGGCCGUCGGCGCCCUCGCGGCACAUGUUCCGCAACGGAGACGGCGCCGGCGGCGGGCAGCGCACGCUGUCGGCGGGCCCGCACGGCACGGUGACGGCGGGCAGCGGCAGCCGACGCGUGCAGGCGCCGCCCGGCGGCCAGACGCAGAACGUCCACCUGGGAGGCAGCAGUGGCGGCGGCUCCGUCGUGUCGGCGGGCGGCAGGGGCGGCGCACCCAGCCAGGCGCAGGGCAUCUACGUCGCGGGCUCCGGCGGCAAGACCGUGCUCGUCAGACAGGACUCCUCCUCCUCGUCCUCGUCCUCGUCGUCGUCGGGCAAGGAGGUGCUGCUGCAGCCGGGACAGAGCGUGCCUGGCUCCCCAGGGUACGUGAUCCCGGCGGGCUUCAGAGGCCGCGUCACUUCGGGCUCCGGCGCGACGUCGCAAGCGGGCGACUCGACGCGCGCCUCCGCCUCCGGGGGUGGGCGGUCGCAGACGCAGACGGUGCGGGUGCUGAGGCCGCGCGUGCGCUCCGGUGACGCCGUGCCGGACAGCUUCGUGACCGUCACCAACAGCGUGGCGGGACAGCUGGCGCCGGCCGGCGGCGGGGGCGGCGGCGCCGCCUCCAGGGGGCGCGCGGGGCAGCCCGCGGCCUCGGGCGGCAAGUACACUCACACCUACUACUCCAAGUCCUCCACGUGCGGCUACUUCACCUUCUCCUGCAACGUCGUCUACGGCUCCAACGGCCGCACCAAGAUCUGCAAGCCCAAUCCGCCCACCAACCCAGACGGCACGCCGUGCUGCUGCUAGACACCUGCUCCGCCGUCCACUAAACGCAGCUCGAGAGAUUCCACUUUUGUACUGUUCCCUGUCUCUUAUUUCAUACUAGUUCUGGCAAUACUCAAACAGUGCUUACAAAUCUAUUACGUAACUGCAUUAGCUGAAUUGUAGCACCAGUCGGAGAAACAUCUGCGUUAUCAGAAAAAAAACAUAUAAAAAUAAUGCGGACGCUUUCAUCUUAACUGAUACUUUGGAAACAAGUAUAUGAUCUCAUUUUUGCUAUCUGGGACAUGUAACAGAAUAUUCAGUACGAAUUCUCCGUUACGUUCAAUAGUGUCCACACUAAACAAUUCACUAAGCAACUGGUUCAGGAAACGAUACCUACCUUUCUCGGUACCGAAUACAUUUAUUUUUUCAGCUGGAUUACGUUAUCUGACUACCUUUCAACUAGUUUAUCAAUACUCUGGCAUCUCUUAGACAUUCAGUUACGAAUUAAUCGAUAUACGACGCUAAUUUUGACGCUUGUAAUCACCUUUCGUGAUUCUGUUUUUUUUUUUUAUAUAUUUUUCUUCGUAGACUUAAGAUAUCACAUUUAUGACGCAGGCUUCGUCGAACACAGUUGUUAUCAUUUUCUUAUGCACAAUAGCUUUCUAGCGUACUCUCUCUACAUUUUACCUACAUGCAUCCACGGUUAUCAUUGUUUCUGUCUUACAUGUCAUCUUCAUACAAUGAUCUCAGCAGAUCGCAUUUUUCGUUGCAGUAGUGCGCCCCAUUCAUUUACAUUCGCUUGUCAUCAUUUUUAUCACGAGCGCAUUGAAAAGUGUCGUAGAGAUCGAUUUUUCUGCGCAUAAUUCUUACACUUCUUUUUAUUUUUGCCUGAUUCUCUGAACGUUUCUUAACUAGUGCUACGGUCCAGAACGUGUAGCACAUUCAGAUGGACCGUAAUCUACUAGUUUCUUCGUUUGUCUGAUUGCAGUGUCUCCUUUUUCUGAUCCACAUCGUUACAUGCCAACUGAAUCUCGUUAUUUAGGUGCUCCAAUAUUCUUUUUAUGUUCGUUUUUCAUCCUGUACGCAUGCGAUCGUUGAAAGUUUCUGUAAGAAAGCUUUUUGCACUUGAAUAUUUAACUGAUCUCCAUUUUGAUUAACUCGUGAUAUUUGCUUUUCGAAACAUUGUACCAUCAUAUUAACGUUACAAGUUACUGUACGGCAUUCUUCUUUAAAAGUGAAAAAUCAGUCUCCGGCAAAUGCCAUCUCCUUCCACGUCUCUUUUGUUUCAUCAUGCAACAGCGCAGAGCAUAUCUACAGAAAGUAGCAUAUGCUUUCUUUCUAAUUUUAUAUUUAAUGCUCAGAAAUGGGAAUACAGAGUGGCACAUAUCCCUGCCCUAUGUCUCGUGCGUGUGCGAGCUCAUUACGGAGCAGCACUAAAUUUCUGCCACAUAAUUUUAUUCUGAUCGUGGAACAGUCAUCUGCAUAAUUUACUAAUCCGUUAAAGAGCCAGACGGUAAGCACGCUUAUUUGAUAGCAAUACGCAGCCGACCAUCUCAUAAAAUAUGUGCUGUCAUCUGUGAUUCCGCUUCGAAUUGUUGGAAGAAAUCAUGUUACUAGUUUGUGUUAUUAUCAUACUGACUAGCGUCCUCUGUGUCCAUCACACAAUAAAAGCUAGAGGAAAAUCAACGAACAUUUUUAUAAAAGUUUAGUUGACAUAGAAUAGAAAUGUAGUUAAUGUACAUUUUUAUAUUAAACUACUUUACUGUCUGUUUACUAUGAACUCAGUACUGCCACAUAAUUCAGUGCAGUGAGUUUUGUACCAGUCUCCCACUGACUAACGUACACUUGCGCCACUUUGCGUUAUUUAUAGUAGAGAAUUUUAAGUGUCCUGUGAUUUAUAAUACUGCCAAAUGCAUAUAGCAUAAAGCAGUGAAAUACACUUGUGACAUCGAUUAGACAUUAAAAUGUCAAACAGUCCACAGUUUUGUAAUGAAUAAGCAGUAUUUUGUCUAAUGUUGUGAAUUAUAACCAAACAAAAACUAUAUGUUACCAAUAAAUCUCAUGGAUUGCUUCAGGAUUUGAGGUAAAGAAAUAAACUGUACAUUAACAUUA